Messenger RNA from Rhipicephalus sanguineus (brown dog tick), 1465 nucleotides. RefSeq names its product alpha-tocopherol transfer protein-like. Gene Ontology annotation, cellular component: membrane. Gene Ontology annotation, molecular function: phosphatidylinositol bisphosphate binding. The record is from RefSeq and is a predicted model, not a curated record. The transcript is spliced from 6 exons. The coding region runs from base 353 to 1270 and encodes 305 amino acids. Lineage: Eukaryota; Metazoa; Arthropoda; Arachnida; Ixodida; Ixodidae.
UAACCACGCAGUCGUGAAGGGGUGGUGAGCGGCGACGCGACCGAGGGCCACGGAUUUUUCUCGGACCUUCACGAAGACGCUGCGCCGACGAGCCAGAGCCGGUGCAAAGCCGCUAUGCCCUGCACGGUGGAGACGGGCUACAACCUAGGCCGGAAUGAAGUUCACCGGGGCCGGGGCGUGCCAGCAACCGACACACUACGUUGCUGAGCGGGUCGCAGUUGGGUGUUAAUUGUGUCCCUUCACGCGACACGGUGGUCACGAGUUAAGCGAAACCAGAAGCUUCCAGCUUAUAGCACCCUGUACCAAGUCUGUGGUUCAAACCCGAAGGAAACUGAAGGGACUGGCUGACACAAUGACGAAGACUGAGAGUGACCUAUUGGACCCGCCGUCGACGACGGCGUCUGACGACGACGAGAUCGAGUACCCGAGCGGUGGCCCGCUCAAAGUGAGCCUCCGGCAGCUCGCCGAGCAAGAGCUGCGCGAGACGCCAGCGCGCCGACAGAGGGACCUUCAGAUUCUCAGGGACAUGAUCAGAUGCGACCGGGACCUCGAGUGCCGCAUGGACGACGCAUUCCUCGUGCGGUUCUUGCGCUGCCGCAAGUUCGACUGCAGCCGGGCGCACAAGGUGCUACGACAGUACUACCGGCUGCGCCACAACAACACGCAGCUCUUCCGCGACUUCUACCCCACGUUCCUGAAGGCCACCUUCGAGCGGAACCUGCAGACGGUGCUGCCCGACCGCGACCCAAACGGAUGCGCUGUGUUCAUCUUCAAAGGCGGCCAGUGGGAUCCAUAUGUGUGCACUUCUGAGGACAUCUUUCGGGCCAACGUGCUCUGCUUAGAACAGGCUAUUAUGGACCCUGUGACACAGGUAACAGGGCUUGUGGCAAUCAUGGACAUGAAAGGCUUCGGCUUCACACACAUCCGUUUCUGUCCUCCAAGCAACCUGCAGAAGGUUGUCUCCCUCAUACAGGACUGCUUCCCAGCUAGGUUCAAAGCAAUCCACAUCAUCAAUGAACCAGCUGUAUUUGGAAUGCUGUUCAGCAUUGUCAGGAGAUUCCUGAACGAGAAGCUCCAGCAAAGGAUACACUUUCACGGAUGUGAUAAAGCAUCCCUGCACAAGUUUGUACCCCCCGAGAUAUUACCUGAAGAGUACGGAGGCUUCAAUGGCCCCAUGGAUAACUCUGCAUUUGUGGCCCGCAUGUACAGGAAUGACGAAGUCUUCAAAAAGGAUGCUGAAUAUGGCUUCAAGAUCCGGAUCAAGGGCUAACUUUCUCUGCCUGCUAGCCAAUGUCCUUGCCCUACAAUGUAGGAUGGCAUUGCUGCUUUUUAGUUAUGACAGUGCUUUUUAAGUGUGAUGACAGGUUGCCCAAGUAUUUAUUUGAUGUGUGUGAUGAGCUAGCUUCCUUUGUACAAAUCGGUUAGUGAAAUAAAUGUGACCCUCGGCAGCUGUGCAAACACUGAA